CGUGACUAUCGGUUUCUUAACACGUUUCCUAGUGAAUGUUUAAUUUUCAUUUUCGGCAAUAAUAUAAUUUAAAAAUCCACGAGUGCAAACAAAUCUGAAGUGAUUUCCUAGUAAGGAAAACAAAGCGAUAUAAAAAACACGAUUUUAAUCCAAAAACAAACGAAAGAAGGAAGAGAACAGAGAACAAGGAGGAGCAACUAUAUAUAUUUGUCCCCCAUCGCCCGUGUGUGCGUGCGUGUGUGUGGUAGUAGUAGUAUUUUUUUUCAUUUCUGUUUUCACUGUACGUGCGGAUUGAUUCAUAUUAUUUCAUUACAUGCCACCAGCGAUGUAGAGCUGCUGAUGGCCCCUUUUCCACGGGGGCCGCGGCCAAUGAAACCACAGACCCAAAAAAAGAAAAUAAGAGACAAAAACAAAUUACGCCGUAGAUGUAAAAAAAAAGCGCCAAGAAGAAGCAACAGCAAAUACGUCAAAUAUAUUUAAUCUCCAAUACCAUUGCACUUUAAACGUGUGUGCUGAAAAAUAAAAACAAAAACAACAAGAAACCUCCGCUCAGGAAUUGACAACUGAUACGUAGAAUUAUGAACGUAGAGAGCCAAUUGAAGACACCGCUAACGCACAUACGCAAUCUGGUCAAGCACGUGAAUAAGCGAAAUUUUAAUGAGAGCAGCGAGCAAAUAAAGCAGUUCGUCAAAGCGCACGGCCUGGAAGCGGAUCGCAGCAGUCUGCGCCACCUGUUCUCCGUGAUCAACUUCACCGAUCCCGCGCCAUCGGUUACAGCCCAGCUGCAGGCGAAGCUCCUGGGAGCCCAGUUGCAGCGGCAGCUUCAGAGUUCCUCGUUUGUGUCGACCAUCUGCUACGCUUUUGACCAGUACUUCGUCAGCAACCAGAAGUCCUUAAAGCCUGCUGCGGUAGCGGAACUUGUUGGCCAGGUCGCUCGGUUAACAGGCAUUAACAAACUCUGUGAGUGCAUUUUUGCCUUGGCAGUAACUCACUCCUCGCACACGGAACUCAGGAAUUCGGCAAAGAACAAUUUAACAGGAAGCCUUAGCGAACUAAUUGACUCCUACUUGGGCAAGAACAAUAGCAGCCCGGCGAGCAGCGGUCUCCAGGAAAUCUCAUUUGACUUGCUGCAGUAUUUGUUGUGCUGCCUUAGCGAUUACGUGAAACCGCAGCUGGAGGCGCAGUUUUUGGUAAAACUUCGGGAGGAGUUUCCGCGUCAAGCGGUGCCGCUGGUUUUAGCGCCGUUUCUAUACGGCUCGACGACGGCGUCGAUUGCGGGAGCGGGUGCCAGCGAAACGGAUGCGGAGGGCGAAACGACGGCUAGUAGCAAUAGCUCCAGUUCAGAGGCAGAUGCUCUGAACGAGGUGGGAAUUGAGGAUAUCUAUGACCAUUUAAGCGAAAUAAUAUUCACCAACCAGGGCAAAAAUAAUAUUAUGGACACAUCCUGGAUUAAUUUAAUCCUUGAAAUCGGUUAUGAAUUUACAUCGAGCGUUGAAGAGUGCAAGAAUCAUUUGUGUUCCCGUGAGCGAGAACGCGCUGAGCUCCAGGCCAAAGAUGUCGCCAAGAUCGUGGGACUUAUGUGCCGCCGGCACUCGUCUCUGCUCGAUUGUAAUGUGAACCUACCAACGCCGGCGAAUUUCUGGCCUGGUCAGGGACAGGGCGCUGGUAGUAAUAGCAGUGGUUCUACGCAGGCACAAAGCACUCCGCAGCAACAGAACUCCGGCAGCAGCAACAACAACGAUGGCAGCGACGGAAACUCGUCUAGUGAUAAGAAGGACAAGAAGGAGACGUCAGAGGCCACACAAACUUGGAAGCCAGAUGUGUUCGUGCAGGCCCUCAAGGAUGUUGUGCCCCAGCUCAACUGGAAGGACGUGUGCAUGGAACUCGAUCAUCCAGAGUUCGUGUUAAAGGACAGAAUCGGUUUGGAGCUACUAUUGACCAUCCUUCGACUAGCUACUGGCUCCAAUAUAUUUCCACAUCCAGAAUGCAUUUACCGCCACUGGGCAAACACGGAGGGUCAGCUGUCGCUUAUAGCGACGAUGCUAAAGAACCCGGAUCUCUUCUCCUUUGCCGACUUUGUAUUUAGCCAACCAGCUUUGGAUGUGCUAAAGACGGCUCCGGAUGCGGACAACAAGGAGAUUUCGGCCUGGAAGUCACUUCACCUGGUUGAAGUGCUGCUUUCCAUUGCGGACAAGGGAUACUAUACACAGGUCCAUGAGCUUUUCAAGUUUCCCGCGCAAAAUUGUCCCGAUGUACUGUUUCUGGCCUUACUGCACAUAAAUCCGCCUGCGACGCCGCUGCGCCAAGAUCUGUUUAAUCAACUGAUACCAACGUUCCUGGGCAAUCAUCCGAACUCGAACGUGAUUUUGGCCAGCGCCUGGAGCUCGACCAACUUCGCGUUGCGCCCCAACAUCAUGAAUGCCAUGUCCGAGUGGUAUCUGCGAGGCAGUGAAUUCGACCAGGUGAAGCUUUCCCGCAUUUUGGACCUUGCACAGGACCUGAAGGCGCUCUCUUCUCUGCUUAACGCACGAUCCUUUUUAUUCAUCAUCGACCUGGCGUGCCUUGCCUCUCGGCGCGAGUACCUGAAGCUGGAGAAGUGGCUAACCGACAAGAUUCGAGAUCAUGGGGAGCCCUUUAUGCAGGCGAUAAUUAAGGUGCUACACCGCCGCUGCCCGCAGGUGAUGAACGCCAAAGUGCCCGAGGACCAGUUGCCUCCCAAACAAGCCCAGCUCUUGCCGGAAACGGUUACCACAAUGAUUAACUGUCUGCAGACUUGCAUUAAUAACUGCAUGCAGCCGGAGAUGGUAGAGGUGAUAAUGCAGAUGACCGCAAACAUGGCCAUUAUGGCUAACAAGGCUCGUGCUCAACAACAGCAGCCAGGGUUGGUUCCGCCACCUCCCCCAACCAUUCUGCGCGGCCAUCGUGGCAUGGAUCUGCCUGGGGGCAUUGUUCCUCCGCCGCCACAGCAACCAUUCUCAGGAAACCUUAAUGCGCAGAUGUUCGGACCCGGAAUGGAUCCGCUGACAAACAUGUCUAACAACCUAGCCGGACUCAACCUGAGCGGCCCGAACGGAUCAUUUAACUUUGGCAACAUGUUGACCUCUCCAUCGCGUUUGAUGACUCCAGGAGCCAAUCCCUAUCCGCUGAACCCUAUGCAGAUGCCACAGGCACCGCCGCCACCUAAUGUCGGAAAUCUUGGUCGUAUGCUUCCGGGUGGUCCACAACAGCAGACUCCUACGCCAACUCCAACGGCACCCAAUCCAAAUAAUCCUGUGAUGGCCGAUCUCCAGAUACCUGUAUCCAAGGAAGUAGAAGACGAGGUCAACUCAUAUUUCCAGCGCAUCUAUAACCACCAACCGAAUCCUACUCUGUCCAUCGACGAAGUGCUGGACAUUCUGCAACGCUUUAAGGAGUCGAGUAACCGCCGUGAGCAGGAGGUAUUUCUAUGCAUGCUGCGAAAUCUUUUUGAAGAAUACCGCUUCUUCUGUCAAUAUCCGGAAAAAGAGCUGCAGAUUACAGCACAACUCUUUGGUGGCAUCAUCGACCGCAACCUGGUGCCCACAUUUGUUGCUCUGGGACUGUCACUGCGUUGUGUCCUUGAUGCGCUUCGUAAGCCGGACGGCUCCAAGCUUUACUAUUUUGGUGUAACGGCACUGGAUAGAUUCAGGACGCGAUUGCACACGUACAAUAAGUACUGUGAGCACAUUCGCUCUAUUCCUCACUUUUCGGACUUUCCGCCCCAUCUUAUUCAGUAUGUAGAAUAUGGCAUGCACGGUCAGGAGCCGCCUCCGCAAAAGCUGAUAGGCCUCAGCAACACGAUUCCGUCUGCAAUUUCAACAGGACCACCAAUCGAACCACUUUACAGGGCUAACUCCAUGCUUGGUAACAUGCCUACAUCCACCCCUGGAUCGGGACCCAAAUCAACCUCUGCCGUGUCGCAUGCCACUAGGAUGAAGUCCAUUGCAAAUGCCACCAAUAUUGACACCCUUUUGGUGGCCAACCAGGAAGAGAAAGUUACUGUGCCACCGGAACCUGUACAAGAUAAAACGGCCUUUAUAUUCAACAAUCUGAGCCAGCUGAACAUACCUCAAAAGUGCGAUGAGAUUAAGGAGAUAAUGACCAAGGAGUAUUGGCCAUGGCUAGCACAGUAUUUGGUCCUUAAACGCGCCUCUAUGGAGUUCAACUUUCACACGCUCUAUUACAACUUCUUGGAUGCCCUUAAGAACGGCGAGAUCAACCGAUUCGUGACCAAAGAGACGCUGCGUAAUAUUAAAGUGCUUUUGCGCUCUGAUAAGGGAGUAAUCAACUUCUCCGACCGCAGUCUGCUGAAAAACCUCGGUCAUUGGCUGGGCAUGAUGACCCUAGGUCGCAAUCGCCCCAUCCUGCAGUUGGACCUAGAUCUAAAAUCGCUUUUGGCUGAGGCGUAUCAUAAAGGACAGCAGGAAUUGCUUUUUGUGGUGCCCUUCGUGGCGAAGAUUCUUGAGUCAUCCGCCAAGUCACGCAUCUUCCGAUCCCCCAAUCCAUGGACCAUGGGUAUCAUGUACGUGUUAGGCGAGCUUCACCAGGAGCCGGACCUUAAGCUGAACCUCAAGUUUGAAAUCGAAGUGCUGUGCAAAACACUAAAUCUAGAACUGGCCAAGUUGCGACCAGUAAUCUAUUUAAAGGAUCCAGGUCGUGCUCUGCUUAUUGAACAACAAAUGUCGCAGCCUAAGCCAAAACAACUGGAGUCAGUUGCUCCAGCGCCUUCACUGCCACGUGAACAGCAGUCCCCGGCACAACCACCGCCGCCACCACAGCAGCAGCAGCAGCCACAACAACCACAGCAGCAACAACAACAGGCUCCUCCACCACCACCCACGGGUGAUGUGGACGCCCAAAAUGCGGCUGCUAUGAUGAUGGCAGCAGGGGGAGCUAACAGCACUCCUGGAUCGGUGUCUUCUCCCAAUCUACCCACGGAUCCCAGCCAGGUGAUACUACCGCCACCAGAGCCGCGGUAUUCCUAUGUCGAGGUGAACGUGAGCAACUUCCAGGUUAUUGGCCAGCAGUUGGUGCUGCCACCCAAUAUGCCGUUCCUGCACGGUAACCCGGGAAUCAAGCACAUUGUGAUCAAUGCCAUUGAGCGCACAAUUACCGACUGGCUGCAACCUAUCGUGGACCGAAGCAUUCGCAUUGCAUGCGCCACCACCGAGCAGAUCAUCCGCAAGGAUUUCGCAUUGGAUGCUGACGAGAACCGCAUGCGUACUGCUGCCCAUCAAAUGGUACGCAACCUUGCUGCCGGCAUGGCGAUGAUUACCGGUAAGGAUGAAAUUGCACGUGCGAUUAGCCAGAAUAUGCACAAAGCCUUGAUAUCGGCUCUAAACGGAAUGCCUACUUUGACGGAGAUUCAAAAUGCCGCCAUGCAACUGGCCAGCGAGAAUGUAGAGCUAGUGUGCGCCUUUAUCCAGAAAACAUCUGCUGAAAAGGCUGCCGCUGAGAUUGAUAGACGUCUAAGCACCGACUUUGAAACAAGAAAAAUUGCCCGUGAAGAGGGUAACCGAUUUGUAGAUGCCCAGAUCCUAAGCUACCAACAGGAGCGUCUUCCAGAAGCAGUGCGUGUCAAGGUUGGCCCUGCUCCAGCUGCACUUUAUGUUGUAUACUCAGAGUUCGCAAAGUGCAUACCUGGCUUUCAGCAGAUGACCGAACGUGAUAUAGCCCUGUUUGUGCCCAAACCACAGGAUUUGUCGCAGCCAAAUGUGUUUGCCAAUGAUGAAAGCAGCUUGGUAUAUGCAGAAUUGGCCAGUAAAAUGGAAGCGUUCAUGAACACGGCAAUCGGUGUGCCUUCUCUGCAGGUGCAGGCCAGCAAGAUGCACAUGCUUCUAAACGCAUUGAUGUCGACGCGUCGGCUCCGUGACCAAGAGUCGGCCUUUAAUCUACUGACCCGAGCCGUAGAGGGUUUGACCGAAGGUUUGGUUAAUAUGCAUGAAAAUAUGGAGCAGAUGAAGCUCUACCAAAACAUCCAUCUGCGUAUCAUCGGCCUGCUGCACAAUAGCUUUGGUGCUCCAAACACAGAGCGGGCGGUGACCAAGUGCUUCUUCGACAUCCGCGAGGAGGUGCGUUACAAUGUGGAAGCAGCUCGUGCGCUGAUUACCUCGCACUUUGUCAAUUUGAAUCAGUUUGAUGGAAUGCUCCGUGAUUGUAUGGACAACGGGAAUAACUAUGUGGCGAUCUCUUUUGGUAUCGCACUGCUGGAGCGCCUAAUCAUGGACGAUCGAGUAAUUAACAUUGUUUCGGACAACGAAUUCAUGGCUACCGUAGAGUUGCUGGGUAGACUUUCUCAGCACCGUCAUCGAUAUCCCGAAUGCAUCGUGAAUGCUAUCGACACGCUGUGGAGCGGAAACUUUAACUCGAGCACCGACUACAGUCCUUUUAAUGCCAAUGAGCGUUACUUGGCGGGAGCCUCUCACUACAUCCACUCCGGCAUGCAGCACGUGAGGUCAUGCGAUACGGAUGAUCCGCCAGGCUUACAGGAAAAGACCGAGUUUCUGCUCAAGGAUUGGGUGGCACUGUACACCCAACAGAACCAGCAAUCAACACGUGAUGCCCGCAAUUUCGGUGCAUUUGUCCAGAAAAUGAACACAUAUGGAAUCCUUAAAACGGAUGACCUGAUUACUCGCUUUUUCCGACAGGCCACACACAUAUGCACAGAUGUGGUGUACAGAAUGUUCGCCGAGCCAACUUUGCCAAUCAAUCAGGCCAAGAACAAGAUAUUCCAGUGGAUUGAUGCUUUCGUACACCUGAUCGCAAUGCUUGUGAGACACUCGGGUGAAGCAGGCAAUCCAACUACAAAGAUCAAUCUGUUGAACAAGGUGCUGGGCAUUGUACUGGGCACGCUGCUCAAAGACCAUGAGAUGCGUGGCGUUAGCUUCCAGCAGGUGGGCUACCACCGCUUCUUUAUGAUGCUGUUCACGGAGCUCUGCUCAGCCGACGCAAUCCUUGAAUCGUUAAUGCACAGCAUCGUGUCGGCCUUUGCCUACACAUAUCAUCUGCUGAAUCCCAGUGUGGCUCCUGGCUUCUGCUUCGCAUGGCUUGAGCUCAUCUCACACCGCGUCUUUCUGGGUCGAAUUCUCGUCCAAAUUCCCAACCAAAAGGGUUGGCCGCUUUACGCGCAGUUGCUGCAAGACCUUUUCAAAUAUCUUGCGCCCUUCCUACGCAACACGGAGCUCGGCAAACCAGUGCAACUCUUGUAUAAGGGUACGUUGCGUGUUCUACUUGUUCUGCUGCACGACUUCCCAGAAUUCUUGUGCGACUACCAUUUUGGGUUCUGCGAUAGCAUUCCGCCCAACUGCGUCCAGAUGCGUAACAUCAUCCUGUCGGCUUUUCCACGCAACAUGCGCCUGCCUGAUCCUUUCACGCCUAACCUGAAGGUGGAUAUGCUUUCGGAUAGCAGCAAUGCACCCAAGGUGCUUAGCAGCUAUGUCAUGAACAUCCAGCCACCAAACUUCAAGAAGGAUUUGGACUCGUACCUUAAGGCUCGUGCGCCGGUUACUUUCCUCUCGGAGUUGCGUGGUCACUUGCAGGUGACUAGCGAGCCAGGAACGCGAUACAACAUGACACUGAUGAAUGCUCUGGUCAUGUAUGUGGGCACCCAAGCGAUUGCUUUGAUUAGGAACAAGAACUUUGUGCCCAACACUUCCAACAUAGCACACAGCGCUCACAUGGACAUCUUCCAGAAUCUGGCUGUCGAUUUGGAUACAGAGGGUCGCUAUCUUUUCCUGAAUGCGAUUGCCAAUCAGUUGCGAUACCCCAAUAGCCACACGCACUACUUCAGCUGUGCGGUACUGCAUUUGUUCGCAGAGGCCAACUCUGAGGCAAUUCAGGAGCAGAUCACGCGCGUCCUACUCGAGCGAUUGAUCGUGAACCGCCCGCAUCCAUGGGGACUGCUCAUCACAUUCAUUGAGCUGAUCAAGAAUCCCAUUUACAAGUUCUGGGACCAUGACUUUGUGCACUGCGCGCCGGAGAUUACCAAGCUCUUUGAAUCGGUGGCCCGGUCCUGUCUGGCCAAGUCCAACGUCACCCAGCAGCUGAACAUGCCCGUCGUCGAUGGCGAGGGCCAGGAGGUGGCCACCAUCAACUGAGAAAACGCCACCGUCCGACGCUUCUGCCUGGAGGUCUGCGCUAGACCCAGACGCAGGCAGUAGCUGCCUGGGCAGCACACCACCACCACAACAACAACAGCAACAACAACAAACAGCACAUCAUUCAUUGAAUUCUACUAACCAUUACUGUGUUUAGUUCUUAGUAAAUCGUUUUAAGAAGACAGUGAAAUCAGCAACAGUUAGACACAAACAUUUACAAAGCAACAAAAAACUGCAACAAUAAGAAUAGAGCAAAAAGCAGGCCAGGCCAACUGCUGAGCUGUAUACUGAAAUUUGACUUGUAUUUAAACGAACGGAAACGAUAUUUUAAAUGCCCUCCCCCUUUGCUGGGGAAUGUUACAAAUUUUUAAUUGAGUUGUAUUAUAAAUGGUAGGUGAAGGCGUUAAACUGUUUAUGACAGAUACUGUGUAAAGAAAUCAAUCAAAUCGAUAAAAAGAAAAGAAAAAACGAAAAACAUAAAAAACAAAACAAGAAAAAAAAUGAAAAUUAAAAAAGAGAAAAAUAUUUUCUACAAAAAAAAUUGCAAAAUGUACAAUGAAAAUGCGAAAAAACUAACAAAAGCGAACGGCCACAUAUGAAAUUUGUGUACACAUAUUAUUGAAAAAGCUAAGGAACCAGGAAGCAGAAACCAAGUAAACCUACUCUCAAUACCGCUGAGAGCGAUAUUUAUAGACGUGAAUCGAAGAUAGCUGAAGCUGAAAGUUUUGAAAGAUCCUCAAGUCAAUAAUAAUUCGAGUUGUCAAAGUAGCUUACCUCCCAGCCAACUCAAUGAUGUAUCAUUUGCAAAUUUACGUUACCUUUAAGAGUCCCUCAGUUAGUCUACUCGUAUACGUUAACUUUUUAAAAUGUUCCCGCACAACAACAACAACGGCAGUCACUGCAACAUUAACCAGAACCAACCAAUGUUUGAUCUUCUUAUACGCAACUUAAGCGAUACGUUUUGUUUUUAUCUACAUAAUUUUAUGAACUGAUUAUUAACUGAAAUGGAAAUACUUGAACACUUUCUAGCUUGUUAAACGUAUAAUCGAUCCUCCAUGUAAAGAUAAACGCUGUUAAAAUCAGAGAAGGAAAGAGAGAUGUAGAAAGAGCGUGGCACAGAGUCGAAGCCAUUAUCUAUAUAAAUCUUUAUAUAAAUAUAUAAAAUAUGUAUUUCUAAUUAUAAAUACGUAAUGUAAAUCGAGUUUGGUAGCCGCGCGGCGAGUAGAAGGGCAGCAAAGUGAGAUCGAUUCUAAAUUCAUUAUCCUACGUUAGGCAAGUUCGUUGCGAGUUAUGUACGUGUUAUUAGCCCCUCUCUCCCACCCGACACUCAAGCAAGGAAGCACCCAAUGCAGCAACUCUAUUAGUUUUAAAAGUCUAUACCGCAAAUGAACAUUCAUUGUAUUUACGCAAGUCAAAUCUAUUUUGAAUUAAACUGAAUUGAAGCCUGAAGCCGAGCAAAGAAGUGCAUAUGUAGAAAAUAUGUGUAGAGGAGUGGAUAAGAGAGUAGAAGAUAGGGCUAGCUUAUUAGCCAAAGGCCCAACUCAUUUAUAGACUAAUUCCGUUUGCGAUGGCUAAGAAGUAUAUAUGUAUGUAUAUGAUGGAUGUACAGACAUUCGUUCACCGAUCGACCGACACAUUCAUUAACGAAAUCUGCGACACAAGAAACCACAACAAAUCUACAUUGAUAAAUAAUAAUCCAUUACAAUCGAAAUAAGUAACACUAUGCAUUAAGAGAACAAUAUAUAUAUAAAAAUUAAUAUGUAUACAAAACAAAUAUUAAAUGUAUAAAUGGCAAAAUUUUAAAAA
Molecule: messenger RNA, 9920 nt
Organism: Drosophila eugracilis
Lineage: Eukaryota; Metazoa; Arthropoda; Insecta; Diptera; Drosophilidae
Gene: Not1
Product: CCR4-NOT transcription complex subunit 1
Exons: 11
Coding region: 579-8114 (2511 amino acids)
Biological process (GO): nuclear-transcribed mRNA catabolic process, deadenylation-dependent decay
Cellular component (GO): CCR4-NOT core complex; P-body
Molecular function (GO): molecular adaptor activity
Source: RefSeq, a predicted model, not a curated record